AUGAAAUUUGACGAGCUCAGAGUUGAUAAGUCUUUGAUAGAGGUAUGUGAAGAGAAUGGCAUUGCAGAGCCCACAGAAAUCCAAGAGCAGGUGAUUCCUGCGAUUGUUGGUGGAAGUGAUAUCAUUGCGGUUUCCCAAACUGGAUCUGGGAAGACCCUUGCAUUUGUUCUCCCGAUAGUUUCAUGUCUAUUGUCGAAAAACAGAUCCUUUUAUUGCCUAGUUAUUGCACCUACAAGAGAGCUAUCCUCCCAAAUAGCCGAGUGCUUUAGCAUGUUUGAAAAUACAGGGCUCCGGGUCUGCCUGCUGGUGGGUGGAACUAGCUUCAAUGUUCAGGCGAACCAACUUUCUAAGCAUCCGCAUGUUAUUGUUGGGACGCCGGGGAGAAUUGCCGAGCACAUUCUGAAAACAAAGUCAUUCAAAAUAGAAAGAGUAAGAAAGCUUGUUCUUGACGAGGCGGAUAGAUUUUUUGAGCAGGACUUUGUAGAAGACUUGGAAACGAUUAUUCGAAGUCUAAGAGAGAAAAGACAGACUCUCCUUUUUACGGCAACAAUGUCCGACGAGAUAUCCAAGCUGUCCAAUUCGAUAUUAAGAAGUCCCAAGACCAUCCGUGUUGUAGAGAAGUAUGAAACUGUUCCUACUCUGAAGGAGUACUACCUAUUUAUAGCCAUGAAAUGGAAGAAUUCUGCACUGGUUGAGUUGCUUGAAAUGAAUCCGGGAGUAUCUGUGAUUGUGUUUGUGUCUAUGUGUGUAACUGCCCGAGUAAUGUCUCUAGCACUAAGUAGGCUUGGAUUUCACUCAGAAGCAUUGCAUGGAGAGCUUAUUCAGGAGAAAAGGGAGGAGACCAUGAGAAUGUUCAAGGAGAACAAGUUCAGCAUUCUUGUUUGCACCGAUGUUGGAAGUAGAGGAUUGGACAUAAGUCAUGUAGAUCUUGUAAUAAACUUUGAUGUUCCGAAGAGUGGAAAGGAUUAUGUCCAUCGUGUUGGAAGGACAGCAAGGGCAGGGAGGUCUGGAACCGCCAUCACACUUGUGACCCAGUACGACAUUGAGCAACUCCAGAGAGUUGAGUUUGCACUAAAGAAAAGCCUAGAGGAGUUCGGGCACAUAAAAAAGGACUUCAAAUCGACGUACAGGAAGAUUGAGGAGGCCAUUGAAUCUGCACAGGAGAUUCUCAAAGAAGAAAAAAGAAGCAAUAGAAGAUAG
This is a messenger RNA of Encephalitozoon hellem ATCC 50504, 1200 nucleotides long. RefSeq names its product ATP-dependent rRNA helicase. The record is from RefSeq and is a predicted model, not a curated record. The transcript has a single exon. Gene Ontology annotation, molecular function: nucleic acid binding; ATP binding; RNA helicase activity. NCBI's taxonomy places the organism in Eukaryota, Fungi, Microsporidia, Unikaryonidae. The coding region runs from base 1 to 1200 and encodes 399 amino acids.